UUGAUCAAUCGGUGAGUGACGCGCAUAGGACAAUCCGCUCGUCAGGUAUAUAAAGGUAUCCACCAAAAAGCAAGAGCAUCAUUCACUCCCAGUUCAACACACGAGCUGAUCUCCAAAGAUCUACCAAACCUAUCAACAAUGAAGUGCUUCGUUGCUAUCGUUCUCUUGGCUCUGUUCGCUGUAGCAUUCGCUGCAGAGAAACCAGCAGAACCUGAAAAGAUUGAACAGCUGUCAAACGCAGAAGCUGCGGAGGCACCAAGAGACAAGAGAGGCCUAUUGCUGAGCUACACUGCACCAGUUGCACCAGUUGCACCAGUUGCAUACACUUCUUAUGCUGCGGCACCAAUUACCUACAGUGCUAGUUACAGCCUGCCCUAUGCCUACCGCUCGUACCCUUACUACUACAACUCUUACUAUCUGGGUUAAAUCACAUGUCUUAAAGCCAGCGCCAUGGGAUGUUCGUAAUUAAGACUAAGGAAACGAUAAUGGCAAUUGCAAGGAUUUUUAACUGAAUCGUUUACGCUACAUUAGUUUAAGUAAGCCCAGAAUAAAAGCUAAACAAAAUUUGUUCCGAUGUUAACAUUCAGUGCGCUCACCACUAUUUUUGGAUGUAAUUUUCAAUGUACACGUGUUUCGGCAUACUCAUGUUAAAUACGAUACUUUGUUGUAUGUUACAAUGUUAAAUACAGAAUACAAUUCAAUUUA
Molecule: messenger RNA, 705 nt
Organism: Bombus terrestris (buff-tailed bumblebee)
Lineage: Eukaryota; Metazoa; Arthropoda; Insecta; Hymenoptera; Apidae
Exons: 2
Coding region: 139-426 (95 amino acids)
Source: RefSeq, a predicted model, not a curated record